GUCUUAACACGAGGCUAUACGUCUCUGAGUAUUACCAGAAGAAGUUAUCGAUUUCUGUGAUGCUGCUCGUGGCCAAGGCUGGAAAGGCUCCUACAGUCUGUCCAUGGAGAAUGGAAAGAAGUCUUCAGAGUGUAGUGUUUGGCAUUUAAAAAUAUAUAACCAUUUAUGAGUUGAGCCUCAUUCUUGAGUUAUGGAUGACAAGGCUUCUGUUGGAAAAAUCAGUGUCUCCUCAGACUCAGUAUCUACUCUUAAUAGUGAAGAUUUUGUCUUGGUUUCCAGGCAAGGAGAUGAGACACCAUCUACAAAUAACGGAAGUGAUGAUGAGAAGACUGGACUAAAGAUUGUAGGGAAUGGAAGUGAGCAGCAGCUGCAGAAAGAGCUCGCAGAUGUGCUGAUGGACCCUCCCAUGGAUGACCAGCCAGGGGACAGGUCACAGCCAGAUGGUGAAGGAGAUGGGCCUCUUUCUCAUCAACUCUCAGCUUCGUCUACCAUCAACCCAGUGCCACUAGUAGGACUUCAAAAACCAGAGAUGAGUUUGCCAGUGGAACCUGGACAAGGAGAUUCUCAAGUGUCAAGUCCUUUCACACCAGUGGCUGAUGAGGAUAGUGUGGUUUUUAGUAAAUUAACUUACUUAGGCUGUGCCUCAGUAAAUGCUCCCCGGAGUGAAGUGGAAGCCUUGAGGAUGAUGUCCAUCUUGAGAAGUCAGUGUCAGAUUUCUCUGGAUGUGACCCUCUCAGUGCCGAAUAUAUCUGAAGGAACUGUGAGACUUUUAGAUCCUCAGACCAACACUGAAAUAGCAAACUACCCUAUCUACAAGAUCCUCUUCUGUGUCAGAGGACACGAUGGUACCCCUGAAAGCGACUGUUUUGCAUUCACUGAAAGUCACUAUAACGCAGAGCUCUUCAGGAUACAUGUAUUUCGCUGUGAAAUACAAGAGGCUGUAAGCCGGAUCCUUUACAGUUUUGCCACUGCCUUCCGCCGUACUGCCAAGCAGACCCCACUCUCAGCCACUGCCACACCGCAGACUCCAGACAGUGACAUUUUUACCUUCUCUGUGUCUUUAGAAAUAAAAGAAGAUGAUGGUAAAGGUUAUUUUAGUGCUGUUCCCAAAGACAAGGACAGGCAAUGCUUUAAACUUCGACAGGGAAUUGAUAAGAAGAUUGUCAUCUGUGUGCAGCAAACAGCUAACAAAGAACUUGCCAUUGAAAGGUGCUUUGGCCUUCUCCUUAGCCCAGGAAAAGAUGUCCGAAAUAGUGAUAUGCAUUUGUUGGACUUGGAGUCUAUGGGCAAAAGUUCAGAUGGAAAGUCAUAUGUUAUUACUGGAAGCUGGAAUCCAAAAUCCCCACAUUUUCAAGUUGUGAAUGAAGAAACUCCUAAAGAUAAAGUGUUGUUCAUGACAACAGCUGUGGAUUUGGUGAUAACAGAAGUACAGGAGCCCGUUCGUUUUCUCUUGGAGACGAAAGUUCGAGUUUGUUCACCUAAUGAAAGGUUGUUCUGGCCCUUCAGCAAACGCAGCACUACUGAAAACUUCUUUCUGAAACUAAAGCAGAUAAAGCAAAAGGAGAGGAAGAAUAAUGCUGACACUUUAUAUGAAGUUGUGUGUUUGGAAAGUGAGUCAGAGAGAGAGAGGAGGAAAACCACAGCCAGUCCUUCAGCUCGCCUGCCACAGUCUGGAUCUCAGAGCUCCAUGAUCCCCUCUCCUCCAGAAGAUGAUGAAGAUGAAGAUAAUGAUGAACCUCUUCUGAGUGGAUUUGGUGAUGUAUCCAAAGAAUGUGCAGAAAAAAUUCUUGAAACAUGGGGAGAACUACUGUCAAAAUGCUGUUCAGAGGAGACUCAUUACAGCUCCUGCUCCCAAUCUUCCUCUCUGUCCCUGCCCCCACUCUCCCUUGGUGAAGACACUGCCCCCAGUUUACCUUACGCCCUUGGUGCUAUGUGCAUGCAGCCAAGUGGCUGCAUGAAAUGGGAACCAGUUCUCGAGCACGAGAUGAACUCCACCUUGGAUGGUGACCAGCGCAGCCAUCCUUUCUGUCUCCUGGCACUGGGCUACUCAGAAACUGUCAGUUUUUGUCUUUUGGAAGCACUGAUUGUUGUCUUUCUAACCACAUUGAUUAUUUCUGGCAACAUCAUUGUGAUUUUUGUGUUUCACUGUGCACCUCUGUUGAACCAUCACACUACAAGUUAUUUCAUCCAGACAAUGGCAUAUGCUGACCUCUUGGUUGGGGUAAGCUGUUUGGUCCCUUCCUUGUCACUACUCCACUACCCCCUUCCUAUGGAGGAGGCCAUGACUUGCCAAGUAUUUGGCUUUAUAAUAUCAGUUCUGAAGAGCGUUUCCAUGACUUCUCUGGCCUGUAUCAGCAUUGAUAGAUAUAUUGCCAUCACUAAGCCUUUAACCUAUAAUACGCUGGUUACUCCCGGGAGACUACGCCUGUGUAUUUUUCUGAUUUGGCUGUAUUCCAUCUUGGUCUUCCUGCCUGCCUUCUUCCACUGGGGCAAACCAGGAUAUCAUGGAGAUGUAUUUCAGUGGUGUGCAGCGUCCUGGCACACCAACCUCUACUUCACAUUGUUCAUCGUGGUAAUGCUGUAUGCCCCAGCUGCCCUCAUUGUCUGCUUCACAUAUUUCAACAUCUUCCGCAUCUGCCAACAGCACACAAAAGAAAUCAGCGAAAGGCAAGCCCGAUUCAGCAGCCGGAAUGAGGAGACUGGGAAAGCCCACACUUGUCCUGAUAAGCGCUAUGCCAUGGUCCUCUUCAGAAUUACAAGUGUAUUUUAUGUCCUCUGGUUGCCAUACAUCCUCUACUUUCUGCUGGAGAGCUCCACUGGCUGCAGCAGCCACCUUGCAUCCUUCCUCACUACCUGGCUUGCUAUUAGCAAUAGUUUCUGCAACUGUAUCAUUUACAGUCUCUCCAACAGUGUUUUCCAAAGAGGAUUAAAGGGUCUCUCAGGGACUAUGUGUACUUCUUGUACAAGUCACACUACAGCCAAGGACCCUUACACAACUAUUUAUAGAAAUAAUUUAUUUCUAAAAUUUCUUUCCCCAAAAAGAAAGCCAUUACUUUGCUGGUUCUUGUGGAGCAGGAUCUGCUUCAAAUACUCCCCCCCUUUUAAAAAGAAAAUGUUUCUUUGCCUGCUUAUUAUCUGUGUGUAUACAUGUGUGUACACAUGCGUGCAUCACAUCAACACAUACAAAUACUACAGUUCAAGUAUAGAGGUCAGAGGACAACAUGCAGUAGUCAGUUUUUCUUCCCACAACGGAUCCCAGGAAUCUCAGGUUCUCAGACUUGGCAGCAAACAGCCUUACCCAGAGAGCCUCUCACCAGUGGUAGCCUUUUUCAGUUUUAAGAGUUUCCUUUUUUUUUUUUGCAGCAUACAUGGAGGAAUUGAAACCUUUUCUACAGCCGGGCAGUGGUGGCGCACGCCUUUAAUCCCAGCACUUGGGAGGCAGAGGCUGGUGACAGAGUCUCCCCAAGACAGUGCUAUCACAAGAGAUAUUAACCGCACGUUUCCAGCUCAUGACUACUUCAAGGACACAGGAGGAGAUGGACAAGAUUCCUUAUAUAAAAUAUGCAAGGCAUACUCUGUGUACGAUGAAGAAAUUGGUUACUGCCAGGGCCAGUCCUUCCUCGCGGCUGUGCUGCUUCUCCACAUGCCCGAAGAACAGGCAUUCAGUGUUCUGGUAAAGAUCAUGUUUGACUAUGGCCUCAGGGAACUUUUCAAGCAAAAUUUUGAAGAUCUACAUUGCAAGUUCUACCAGUUGGAGCGCCUCAUGCAGGAAUACAUUCCUGAUCUGUACAACCACUUCCUGGAUAUCAGCCUUGAAGCACACAUGUACGCUUCCCAGUGGUUUCUUACACUUUUCACUGCAAAAUUCCCUCUCUACAUGGUCUUCCAUAUCAUGGACCUGCUGCUCUGCGAGGGAAUAAGUGUCAUUUUUAAUGUCGCCCUUGGAUUGCUGAAGACUUCCAAGGACGACUUGCUGCUGACAGACUUUGAGGGUGCCUUGAAGUUCUUCAGGGUUCAGCUCCCUAAAAGGUACCGCUCAGAAGAAAAUGCAAAGAGGCUUAUGGAGCUGGCCUGCAACACGAAGAAAAGAAUUCAGGUCAGAUUCAGAUGCCUGCUUCUGUCUAAUGGUCCACGAUUAAAGGAAUACCCGAUUCCUCUAAAGGACUCUGAGUCUGAGCUGUUUGAACGGAACCGUAAUAUACUGUUCAUUUACAUCAGGUAUUUAGAAGGCCGACCUUGGCCUGUGUGCUGUGUGAUCCAGGGUGAUGGCAUCUCGUCAAUGUUUCAGGCAGAGGAAAAGGCAGAUGCACUGAAUAAGGAGUUGCUGAUGACCAAACAGAAGCUGAUUGAUGCAGAAGAUGAGAAGAGGCGGUUAGAAGAGGAGUCUGCACAGUUAAAGGAAAUGUGCCGCCGGGAACUUGACAAGGCAGAAUCAGAGAUUAAAAAAAACAGCUCUAUCAUUGGUGACUAUAAGCAGAUUUGUUCUCAAUUGAGUGAAAGACUGGAGAAGCAGCAGACAGCCAAUAAAGUAGAAAUUGAGAAAAUUCGGCAAAAGGUAGAUGACUGUGACCGCUGCCGAGACUUCUUUAAUAAAGAAGGGAGAGUGAAGGGCACCAGCUCAGCCAAGGGGGUUCCAGAUGAAGACACGGAUGAAGAAAAAGAGACACUCAAGAACCAGCUGCGGGAAAUGGAGCUGGAACUGGCCCAGACCAAAUUACAGCUGGUAGAAGCCGAGUGCAAGAUCCAGGACUUGGAACACCACUUGGGCCUUGCCCUCAGUGAGGUGCAGGCAGCCAAGAAGACCUGGUUUAACCGCACACUGAGCUCCAUAAAGACAGCAACUGGAGUUCAAGGGAAAGAGACAUGCUGAGACUAGCUGCUGCCUCCAGACACCUCCAGAAAACAUACCACCUUUGGUUGCCUUCUUUGGCCAGAUGUGUGAUUCUGUGACAUGUUCCAGGACCAGAAUGUACCUAGCUCAGAGCUGUAUAGCAAGAUCAGUGGGCCAGGGCUCCUGCAGCAGGCUGCCAGCCCCACUGAUGCUCUGGACAUGCACCCGCCUGAGGGCCAUCCAGGCCUCUGCCAUGAAUGAGCACCUCACCCAGUCAGAGUUGAAGCAUCCUACAAUGUGUUAGUUUUUUGUUUUCUAAACCCUUUAUUUAAAAAGACAAGAAAAAAAUACAUACACACACACACACACACUUUAUCCUUUAGGUUAGGGGCAGGGGUUCAGUGCUGGCAGAAGUCCCCAGAGAGACAAGAAGCACUUUGUUUGAGUAGAAGAGCUUUGUAGUAAUGGCUCGUCACCUAAUUUUGUUAAUCAGUAUAGUGCACAGGUUUUGAUUUGGCAUUAUUCACAUUUCUGAGCAAUUCUAUGCAACUCUCAUAGUCCUGUCUUUUUUUUUUUUUUUUUUUUUUUUUUAAAAAAAAAAACAUUAGCUGCCAGAACAACUUCAGAAGGCUGGCAUGGGCCACAUGACUGUGAGACUGAAUCAAUCAUGAUGUGGACAGCUCUUACUUUGUUUAAUGUGUCCUGUGUACAUAUGUGUGUGUAUGUAUUAGUAUAAAUAUAUAGAUAUAUAGAUAUAUAGAUAUAAAUACCUUUCCCAGUACCCUGCACUGACAGUGUUUAACUCCCAGACUCACCCGAUAAUUAGUACCACUGCCAUCUGUGGUUAUGGAGCACUUCCUGUUCUUUCUGCCAUUGUGGGAGCUGGCAAGAGCUCCUUCACCUCUAAUGUUUGCACAAGUGAGGAAGACUGAGCUGUGUACGCACACACUAUAUGGUCCUACUUCCUGGCCUGUGGAUCUCACUGGUCAGAUGGGCUGCAGAGUCUUACUUCAAAAGCUAUAAAUUAGUGGUUUUAGCACUUUUUUUUAAUUAAAAAAACAAAACCUUUUGACUUAAUUUAUGUGGCGAUAUGCUGACAAGCAGUCUCAGAGGGGUUCGUUGUUUCUGCCCUUUGGAGGUGGCAUGGGUUUGUAUAUAAGGACUCGAGUCGUUUUCUCUUUCCCUGUUGGCUUUACUAAUGCUUGAUGGAGAUCUACAGUGGGGAGAUAACAAGUGGCCAACCCUUCCCCAUACCAUCCCCCACCACUUCCAGUGUCUGUCUUGUUCAGUUAGUUACCACACUGUAAGCCCAUCUAAAACUAGGUGUGUGGACAUUGUGCUAGGGUAGUUUGUGCGUCAACUUUAUGAACUGAAAUAUAAACCAGUAAAAUUGUAUUACUAUUUCUUUUGUUCGUUUUAACAGCAUAUUCAUUAAAUAUUUUGGUACAAACGGCA
This is a messenger RNA of Alexandromys fortis (reed vole), 6286 nucleotides long. It is a transcript of the gene Rabgap1, whose product is annotated as RAB GTPase activating protein 1. The record is from RefSeq and is a predicted model, not a curated record. Gene Ontology annotation, biological process: G protein-coupled receptor signaling pathway. The coding region runs from base 191 to 4870 and encodes 1559 amino acids. Gene Ontology annotation, molecular function: G protein-coupled receptor activity. Gene Ontology annotation, cellular component: membrane. NCBI's taxonomy places the organism in Eukaryota, Metazoa, Chordata, Mammalia, Rodentia, Cricetidae. The transcript has 27 exons.